Perca flavescens (yellow perch) is the source of this 1283-nucleotide messenger RNA. It is a transcript of the gene ptenb, whose product is annotated as phosphatase and tensin homolog B. Lineage: Eukaryota; Metazoa; Chordata; Actinopteri; Perciformes; Percidae. Gene Ontology annotation, cellular component: cytosol; plasma membrane; cell projection. Gene Ontology annotation, biological process: phosphatidylinositol 3-kinase/protein kinase B signal transduction; negative regulation of cell population proliferation; phosphatidylinositol dephosphorylation. Gene Ontology annotation, molecular function: phosphatidylinositol-3,4-bisphosphate 3-phosphatase activity; phosphatidylinositol-3,4,5-trisphosphate 3-phosphatase activity; inositol-1,3,4,5-tetrakisphosphate 3-phosphatase activity. The transcript has 9 exons. The record is from RefSeq and is a predicted model, not a curated record. The coding region runs from base 1 to 1245 and encodes 414 amino acids.
AUGGCCGCCCUCAUCAAGGAGAUCGUGAGCAGAAAUAAGAGGCGAUACCAGGAGGACGGCUUCGACCUGGACCUGACCUAUAUUUACCCCAACAUCAUAGCGAUGGGUUUCCCUGCGGAGCGCCUGGAAGGCGUCUACAGGAACAACAUUGACGACGUCGUACGGUUUCUAGACUCGAAGCACAAGAAUCACUACAAGAUCUACAAUCUGUGUGCUGAGCGACAUUAUGACACAUCCAAGUUCAGCUGUCGAGUGGCCCAGUACCCGUUCGAGGACCACAACCCGCCCCAGCUGGAGCUGAUCCGUCCGUUCUGCGAGGACCUGGACCACUGGCUGAGUGAAGACGAGCAGCACGUGGCAGCCAUCCACUGCAAGGCUGGGAAGGGUCGCACCGGGGUGAUGAUCUGCGCCUACCUGCUGCACCGCCGCAAGUUCCAGGAGGCCCAGGAGGCGCUGGACUUCUACGGAGAGGUCCGCACGCGGGACAAGAAGGGGGUCACCAUCCCCAGCCAGAGGAGAUAUGUGAUCUACUACAGCUUCCUGCUGAGGAACCAGCUGAUGUAUAAACCCGUCGCUCUGCUCUUCCACAAGAUGCUGUUUGAAACCGUCCCCAUGUUCACUGCUGGCACCUGCAACCCUCAGUUCGUGGUGUACCAGCUGAAGGUGAAGAUCCACACGUCCAACCCGGCUCACACGCGGAGGGAAGACAAGGUGAUGCUGUUUGAGUUCCCACAGCCACUUCCUGUCUGCGGAGACAUCAUGGUGGAGUUCUUCCACAAGCAGAACAAGAUGAUGAAGAAGGAAAAGAUGUUCCACUUCUGGGUCAACACCUUCUUCAUCCCGGGCCCGGAGGAGAUCCCGGAGCGGCUGGAGAACGGCGGCGGCGCCGACAGGACGCACCACAACGUGGGCGUCAUGGCGACAGCGGAGAUGAUGAUGAUGCCGACGACGACGGGCGGAGAGGGCAACGACUUCCUGGUUCUCACGCUGACCAAGAACGACCUGGACAAGGCCAACAAAGACAAGGCCAACAGGAACUUCUCCCCCAACUUUAAGGUGAAGCUGUUCUUCACGAAGACCGUGGAGGAGGCCGUGGACUCCGACGCCGGCAGCACGGCUCCCUCGGUGACGCCGGACGUCAGCGACAACGAGCCGGACCACUACCGCUACUCGGACACCACGGACUCAGACCCCGAGAACGAGCCGGACGAGGACCACAGGCACAAUCAGAUCACCAAAGUCUGACACACACAGACACACAGACACACACAGAGACACACAAA